CCAUCCUCAUCACCACAUCCGUCUCCCAAAUACCCAUUGCCACGCCUCCCUGCAAAUAGUGGGCCAGAUGACAACAUCGUCACUGUCCACGGCGGUCAGAAUCUUGCCGAGGCCGGCCUGCGCCGUAAGAAGUCUGACCUUGCCACAGGCAUGCGCAAUUGCAUAUCGGCAACAUGCCUUGCCUUGCCGCCUCUUUGCAACCUCUUCAGCUCUCCGUCGGGCUGGGGACACCAAGACUGGCCCUCGCAGUCGAGAUGAUAACCGCGCUGGACCUCCAUACAAGCAGCCUUCUUUCCGGUCAGGUGCGUCUUCUUCGAGGCCCAAGAGACCGCAUCCAAAUCAUUACUCCUCCUCGUCGGACGGGCGUGAGCGGCCGGUGGUGGACUUUUCCAUCGAGAAGCCGCCUUCGGUAGAGCAGCUCAAGACGAUGCUACAAGAUACUCUCAGCAGCUUCUCCAAGGAUCUGUACCUCGCAAAUCGCUUCGAGGCGAUCGGUCUCAAGGGAGAGCCGUUGCAAGAGAUUAUGGUCAGACAAGAUAUGGGCAAGGCAAGCAAUGACGGGUCACCACUUGACGUGCUGAUACAGAGGUGGGCAUCCAGAAGAAAGUCACAAAUAUUGCAGGACGCGUCAAAAGCUUCUUCGCCGUUGCUGGCAGAUGCAGCUUCAGCAUUCGCAGGGAUCGGCCGCAUCAGUGGAGGCGAAACAGCGCAGAGGUAUGCUCUCACUCGCCUUCACAUUCGGGACUUCCUACAAUUCGUUCGAGACGGCCUGACGCAGAUUGCCGAGGCUGAAGCAGGCUCUGCUGAGCUCCUGCAGUCAACUCGACUCAUGCUUACUUCCCUGGACAGCCUUCGAUCAUUGACCUCCCUCGUGCGGCCGCAUCUUCUCUACCCUGCAGCUCGCUCGAUGAAGAGGCAUAUACAUCUUCAUGUAGGCCCAACCAAUUCCGGCAAGACGCACAAUGCUCUCGUCCGCCUCUGUCAAGUCAACUCCGGGAUGUACCUGGGACCUCUCCGUCUUCUAGCCCACGAGAUCUGGGAGCGCAUCAACAAUGGGAAAAUCGCAGGCAACAUUCCCCCUCGAGCCUGCAACCUCAAGACUGGUGAAGAGGAGCAAGCGGUCGAGGACAGGAAUCUCGGUAUCGGCUCUACUGGACUGACCUCUUGUACAGUCGAAAUGUUCGAGGCGAAUAGACCGCUUGACGUUCUUGUUCUGGAUGAGAUUCAGAUGAUCGGCGAUGAGCAACGAGGGUAUGCCUGGACCCAUGCUCUCCUUGGCGCUCGAGCGAAAGAGCUGCAUCUCUGUGGUGAGGCUUCAGUGGUGCCUCUCAUCAAGGAAAUAGCCAAGGCCUGUGGCGACGAAUUGACGGUGCACAAUUACGAGCGUCUCACACCUUUGAAAGUCGCAGAGAAGAGCUUGGAUGGCGAUCUGGGCAAGAUCAGACCGGGCGACUGUGUCGUAGCCUUCUCGCGCACUGGCAUCUUCGGUCUCAAGGCAAGGAUCGAAGCCAUGCCUGUGCAGCCAGGACAACCUCCACUGAAGUGCGCAGUAGCAUACGGAAACCUCCCGCCUGAGGUCAAAGCAGAGCAAGCUAGGCUUUUCAACGAAGGUGUUGAGGCCAACGUGAUGGUCGCGAGCGACGCCAUCGGCAUGGGUCUCAACCUACGCAUCAAGCGGAUGAUUUUCGAGACCACCUUCAAAUGGAAUGGGCAGGAGAUGGAAGCCCUGAGUGCUAGCCAGAUCAAACAGAUUGCAGGAAGAGCAGGGAGGUAUGGCACGAAGAGGGGCGAGAAGGACGAAGAUGGAGGUGUCGUCUGCACGAUGUCAGAAGACGACAUGCCUGUGCUGCGAGCUGCUCUUGAGAGCCCGAUGCGACACAUCAACCACGCAAGGAUUGCGGCUCUGCCUGGCACCAUUGACGUCCUCUCAACGAUGCUUCCUUCUAUACCUGUCGUCUUGCCAAAGGAUCACUGGAAGAUGGAGGAAAGCAAGAUAGACGCUGCUGCCAGGAAGAGGAAAGAGAUGGCGCAACGGAACUCUGGUCGCCCAUCGCCCUGGGGCUCCUUCGAAGACCCGCAGGACGAGGCUAAAGAGAGAGAAGCUGGAGCCCGGGACAGUGAUGUACCAGAGGGCAUGGCGAAGACAUACACGGACAUCUACGCAGAUAUGUCCCUGCUGUGUGACGUCGACACCAGUCGUUACGUCCUCGGCUCCUUCCGACAGCAAAGUGACAUUGGGCCUCUGGUUCAUGAAGCCAGUACUAUUUCCGGAGACACAAGAACGCUGGCCUCUGGCGAGCGACCACAGUCAGUUUUGACACUGGGCGAGCAAGCCCAAUUCUGCCACGCUCCACUCAAUGUGCGCGAUCCUAUCUUGAUUAAUUGCUUCAAGGCAAUGGUAGCCUCGUAUGCCCGGGGUGAGAUUGUGGAUAUCGAGGCGAUCAUUCGGAAGGAGAAGCUGCUGGACUCCCUUGUCGAAGUUGAAGAUGUAAUGCUCUCCAUGCACGCGAGGUGGGAGCAGGACCGCCAGCGCUCGCAAGUCGACCACGUCGACGUCAGUGAAGGUCGAGCCUCCCCUGCUGCGCCAUCCUCGCCAGCUGCUAGCGACAAGUCAGCCAACAGCAGCAUCUCCGUCCUCGAGCUCGCAAACUACAUCCCCGGCCGUAACCCCUUCAACAGCGCUCCCGAUCGUUCCUCAUCCAGCAGUGCUCCCAUCCUCAUCAUCCUCGAAAGUCUUCAUCGUGCCCUCUGCAUGUACAUCUGGCUCAACUCUCGCAGCAAGCUAGCCUUUUCUCAACGCAACCUUGCACAGCACUUCAAGUUGAGGACGGAAAAGGCAAUUGAAUUUGUGCUGCAGGCGAUGAAGGUUGGGAGGAGCAAGAGGUUGCAGGCGUUAGGGAGGGGCGGGGAGGAAGGAAAGAGCAAGGGACAGAGAUCUGGAGAUAGGUGGAGAGACGGGAGGGACGAUAGGAGAGGCGGCCGGAGGGACGAUGGACCGCAAAGGAGAGCGGGUGGUGGUGGCGGCGGCGGCGAUGAUCGCAAGGGGGGCUUCAGGCGAAGGAGGGACGAUCCCUUUGCGGACGGGCCGCCCAGGAGGGGCGACCAAAGCAGAGCAUGGGCGUAACGUCGGCAGGAAAAAAGUGUUGCCCAAGUAAAGGGAAGCGCCAGUAUUUGCCAUGGAGUUCAUCUGUAACAUAAUCAAUACACCUCUCCAUCUCGAUGCACCGACCCACUUCGGAGCCGCCACCGCCGCCUCUUUCCCGCACGCGCCAUGCUCCCCGAUCACUUCUUGGCAAAAAGCUACUCAACACAUCCACACCCAAGUGGUACACGAAUGUAUACACAGACGCCACCCUUGCGUAGCAGUGAGCUUGGGUAGCAUCGCGUAGGCCGAGUUGCAUUGCAUUGCGCUGUGCUGCAUUCUGUGGUGUACGUACAAGUGGAGAAGGAGCGAAAAAGGCUU
Molecule: messenger RNA, 3463 nt
Organism: Microstroma glucosiphilum
Lineage: Eukaryota; Fungi; Basidiomycota; Exobasidiomycetes; Microstromatales; Microstromataceae
Exons: 1
Coding region: 428-3124 (898 amino acids)
Biological process (GO): mitochondrial RNA 3'-end processing; RNA catabolic process
Cellular component (GO): mitochondrial degradosome
Molecular function (GO): hydrolase activity, acting on acid anhydrides; ATP binding; RNA helicase activity
Source: RefSeq, a predicted model, not a curated record